AUGUCUAAGGAGGAGGACAUUCUUGGGCUCAUCGAGCUGCAAUACGACCGGCAGCACCGCAUGGAGCGGCUGCUGGACAAUGCACGCAAGUCCGGUCAACUGAAGUCAGUUGGCGGGUUGACGUCUCGUUUGCAGGUUCUCGACACGUACUGGGCUCAGUUCCAGGAUGAUCAUCGCACGAUCCGAGCGUCUCGCCUCAAGACCGUGCGAGAGUCGGACUACGUGCGACAGGAUGCCUGUGGCACGGUACAGGAAGUCUACAUUGCGCAGCGCGCAGAAAUCCAAACCCUGCUCGAUGGGUUGAAGGUUCAGGAGGCUGAGUCGGCUGCUCACGCAGUCCCCGCGCAGGCAGUAGUGCCCGAGGCUUCGUUGCCUCGCAUUCCCAUUCCGAAGUUCGAAGGGAAGUUUGACGAAUGGCGCAAUUUUAAGGAUCUCUUUGAGUCCUUAAUAGUCGAUAACCCGUCGUUAGCAUCAGUUCACCGGAUGCAUUAUUUAAAACAGAGCGUGUCGGGAGAGCCUGAACGUCUGCUCCGGCACUACGGCGUCGCUACUGGCUCGUUUGAGCAAGCGUGGGAAGCGCUAUGUGCACGGUACGAUAAACGUCGUUUGCUUGUGGACCAGCAUCUCGACGCUUUCCGGGAUAUUGGCCCGAUGCGUCAGGAGAGCGUCUCCGAGGUUCGGAGGCUGUUGGAUCGAGCCAGCGAGCUGCGAGCCGCCUUGCGCCUUCUUGACCAGCCAGUGGAUGCUUGGGACGUGAUAUUGGUUAAUAUCCUCCGUUCCAAGCUGGACUCUGCAACGCGGCGGGCCUGGGAGAUGGCCACCGCGGACCGGCGCGAGCCAGUGAGCUGGGACCGACUGGCAGUCUUCCUGGACGAGCGUCGGGUGGCGCUCGAGGCGGUUGCCGCGGCUCCGUCCAUUGGGGACGGCCCCCGUGCCUCAUCGGCAUCCGAGCGGACUGGUCGACGAUCGCUACAUCUUCAUCGGCCCAAGCCGACCCGUUGCGCUGGGUGCGGUUCUGAGCAUGGACUCAGAGAGUGUUCGGCCUUUAAAGAUCGGCCGGUCUCUUCGCGACGGGCAAGGGUGCGCGCUCUCGGGUUGUGCUUCAACUGCCUCGGUCCGUCGCACCAGGCGGCCGCUUGCCCGUCUAAGGGUCGAUGUCGGGAGUGCGGAGAGCCGCACCAUUCACUUCUGCACUCCGCUCGGCAGUCUCCGGCCGCGGCGUCGGGGGAGGCGCCGGUCACGGCGCAUGCUGCGACGCGGAUGCCUGCACAGCGAGUGCUUUUGGCCACAGCCAGGGUUUGUCUGAUGGCGUCCGAUGGCCGAUCCGCUGUGGUUCGAGCGCUCAUUGACCAGGGCUCUGAGGUGAGCCUGGUGUCCGAGGCGCUUGCGCAGCGGCUGCGCGCGUCUCGUAGAUCGGUGGAUGUUGGGCUGUCGGGCGUCUCAGAGGGACCCCCUCAGCGGGUGCGGGCCAGCACGUCAUUGCGGCUCAGGGCAACUGCUGGCCUCCCGUUCUCCACCACGGUGGAGGCCCUCAUUCUACCGAGGCUUACGGCGUACCACCCCCCGCAGAGGGCUUGGCUGACGGGGAGGUGGUCGCAUUUGAGGAACCUCCGGUUGGCGGAUGAUCACGAUGAUGACGAGCGCAUCGAGGCGAUACUUGGAGCGGAGGUAUUCGCCGAGAUCGUGUUGACGGGGCUUCGCCGGGGCCCACGGGGAGCUCCCGUCGCGCAGCGUACCCGCUUGGGGUGGGUGCUGUUCGGGGCUCUCCCGUCUGCCGCCGGAGCGGGCGGCUCUCAUUGUCAUGUGGUGCAGUGUGCGUCGGACAACAUGGCGGAUCUCUUGCGGCGCUUCUGGGAGGUGGAGGAGAUUCCGGUUGCUUCCCCGCUCUCUGAGGAGGAGCGGGCUUGUGAAGAGUUUUUCGCGGCGUCCUUUCGGCGUCGUGCGGACGGCCGCUAUCAGGUGCGGUUGCCUUUCAGGAGCCCUCCGACUGAGCUGUCUCUCGGCGACACUCGGCGGAUUGCCACUGCCUCGUUGCAUCGCUUGGAGCGGCGACUGCUUCGGCAGCCUUCCUUGGGCGGGGCCUAUCGCGACUUUCUUGUUGACUAUGAACGACAGGGGCAUAUGAUCCGCCUGCCGCUCAAUGUCGAGACCCCGCGGCCCUCUUACUUUAUUCCACAUCACCCGGUGAUUAAACAAGCCCCCGAGCUUAAGGUAAGAGUGGUGUUCAACGCCUCGCAGGCGUCCACCAAUGGCCGGUCGUUGAACGACUUGGUGCACGUGGGGCCGCGCUUACAGCGAGAACUGGGCGAGAUUCUACUUGCCUGGCGCAUGCAUCGAGUGGCCUUCUCUGCAGACAUCGAGCAAAUGUUUCGUCAAGUGCGGGUGGCUCCGGAGGAUCAACACCUCCAACAGAUUCUCUGGCGAGACAGCCAGACGCAGACAAUAUCGGUGUACCGGUUGACCACGGUCACCUAUGGCAUGGCGUGCGCUCCUUAUCUGGCCAUCCGCACGCUGCACCAGCUGGCGCUGGAUGAGCGGGAACGUUAUCCCCGGGCAGCAGACUUACUUUGUCGACAAACCUACGUCGACGAUAUUCUUGCGGGGGCAGAUGACCUUGGGGAGGCACGCCAUCGACAGCGUGAGCUGAGCAGCUUGCUCAUGGCGGGCGGGUUCCGACUCAGGAAGUGGGCGGCCUCACAUCCGGAACUCUUGUCCGGUAUCCCGGAGGGGGACCGCGAGCCUUUGGUGCCUCUUGCCGGACUCUGGGGCCGUGGGUGCAUCUGUGCUGGGGUCGUUGCGCGAUUAUACGACCCCCUGGGCUGGUUGGGGCCUAUGGUAGUACUGGCGAAGAUCCUCCUUCAGGACUUGUGGUUGGCCGGGCUCGGUUGGGAUGAGGCUCUCCCUUCUCCGCUCUCGCGACGUUGGGACGCCUUUAGCACCGGGCUCGCGGAGGUUUCCGCGAUCCGAGUUCCUCGCUGGACCGGAUGGUCGCCUGAAGUGGAGAUCCAGCUUCACGGCUUCUCGGACGCCUCGGAGCGGGCGUACGCCGCCGUCAUCUACUUACGGGCUCGACGGUCUGAUGGGACCACCCGUGUCGCUCUAUUGGCGUCCAAGACCAGGGUCGCCCCACUAAAGCGGGUAUCGUUGCCCCGCCUGGAGCUGUGCGGUGCGCAGCUGCUCUCGCGCCUCAUGAAGGCCAUUGUGGAGGCGCUCGGUUCUGCCGAGGCCUCCCUGGUUUGUUGGACCGACUCCUCUGUCACGCUCCAUUGGAUAACAGGGCAUCCAUCUCGAUGGACCACCUUUGUCGCCAAUCGCGUCUCGUACAUUCACGAGAGCCUUCCGCGGGCCUCGUGGCGGCAUGUCCCGUCCGGCGACAAUCCCGCGGAUUGCGCCUCCCGGGGUUUGUUGGCCGGCGGGCUACGAGAACACGCCCUUUGGUGGCGUGGCCCCUCUUGGCUUGUCGAGGACCCGGCGGGCUGGCCGGGUCUAACUUGUGUCGCGGUCGACCGAAGCAUUAGCGAGGAACGGCGCAUGGUUCACGUGGUGGCCGUGAACCCGGAGGACUGGUCCGGUGUCCUCCGAGCAUGCUCCUUCCGCAAGGCCAUCCGCGUGAUGGCCUAUGUACGACGAUUCCUGCGAGUCCCACGGAUCAGUGGACCCUUAACGGCGGACGAGCUGAGUGAAGCUCGACUGCGCCUGCUGCGGGUUACGCAGCACCGCUUCUUCGCAGAGGAGUUGGGUCGUCUGAAGCGGGGGGGAGCAUUGAUGGUGAGAUCGGCAUUGCGGCCACUCAACCCCAUGAUGGACGAGCGGGACCUCUUGCGGGUGGGGGGCCGCCUGCAAUUCUCAGCGUUACCGAUCGAUGCACGGCAGCCAGUCCUGCUACCGCGACGCUCUCGGCUCGCGACUCUCGUUGUGCGAGAUGCGCACGAACGCACGCUGCACGGGGGAGUGCAGCUUACGUUGCUCACCGUGAGGCGCGAAUUCUGGAUUCCAGCUGGGCGCUCUUUCGUGCGCCAGGUGAUACGGGGCUGUGUGCGCUGCACACGCCAUAAGGGCACCCCGAUCACCCCGUUCAUGGCUCCGCUGCCUCGCGAUCGGGUGUUGCCUCAUCCACCGUUCUCUGCCACCGGGGUGGAUUAUGCUGGACCGGUCGCGGUGCGUCCGUCUCGAGGACGCGGACGUACCACCUCCAAGGGAUAUAUUGCUGUCUUCGUCUGCUUCAGCACGCGCGCUGUCCACUUGGAGGUGGUCAGUGACUAUUCGGCCCCGACUUUCUUAGCGGCCUUUCAUCGUUUCGCGGCCCGGCGGGGCCUGCCGGUUACCGUGUACAGCGAUAGGGGGACCACAUUUGUGGGUGCGGACCGCGAGCUGCGAGGGCAGUUUGAGGCGGUCAUGGCGUUGGGGGGACCGGUCGCGGCCUCCUUGAGUAACCAGGGCACCACCUGGAAGUUCAUGCCUCCUUCAGCUCCGCAUUUCGGCGGACUGUGGGAGGCGGGAGUGCGGUCCGUCAAACACCACUUGCGACGGGUAAUAGGAGAGCAGGCACUGACCUUUGAGGAGUUCGCCACUCUUCUAGCUCGCAUUGAGGCCUGUCUCAACUCCAGGCCAUUGUGUCCGUUGACGGACGACCCACAGGACUUGGAGGCCCUGACACCUGGACACUUCCUGAUUGGGCGCCCGCUGUUGUGUCCGCCUGAGCGAUCCCUCGGGGACGUUCAGGUCGCGAGGUUGAGUCGCUGGCAGCUGCUCCAGCAUAUGACGGAGCAUCUUUGGGAGCGAUGGUCUAGAGAAUAUCUAGCCCAGCUCCAGGUCCGGGGCAAGUGGCUCAUCGCUUCUCGUCCGUUGGACAUCGGCGACCUCGUGCUCUUGGCGGAUAGCCGAUUUCCUCCUACUCGGUGGCCUUUCGGCCGCAUCACCGGCUUGCUGCCUGGCCCGGAUGGGCACGUCCGCGUGGCGCAGGUGCGCACAGCGGACUCGACCUUGACCCGGCCACUGGUCAAGCUGUGGAACAGUAGUUUGUUAGUAGUGUGCCCUCAACUAGUCACGUCACCGAACGCUUCUCACGUACUAGGUGUGACGCAUGAGUUCUGCUUUCAGCCAUUACCAAAGAACGACCAGAUACUAGGUAUAUUUACUAAAAUGGAUAUUGUACUUGUAGCCGGUGCGAUAACUGGUGGAUAUAAUUUAUUAAAAUUAAUUGUUGGAAAAACUCAGAAUGAAGAGAGCAGUGAAGAAGAAUACGAUCGCUGGAAUGAAGAGGCAAAUAUAUUUGAGGCACGGAUACGUAAACGAGGAGAUUUCAGACACGUUACGAGAAUUGAAGAUUAUGUAAAUAUAACAAUACGUGACUAUUCAGAAAGACAAUUCAGAGAACAUUUCCGAAUGACUAGAGAAACAUACGAAAUUUUCGAGCAAAUAUUGGCACCUGAUCUGAUUAGAACAGCGGAAAGUGGAAGACAUACUUUAGAUGUCCGGACACAGUUACUUGCAGUUCUGUAA
Harpegnathos saltator (Jerdon's jumping ant) is the source of this 5502-nucleotide messenger RNA. RefSeq lists its product as uncharacterized. The record is from RefSeq and is a predicted model, not a curated record. Gene Ontology annotation, molecular function: nucleic acid binding. NCBI's taxonomy places the organism in Eukaryota, Metazoa, Arthropoda, Insecta, Hymenoptera, Formicidae. Bases 1 to 5502 code for a protein of 1833 amino acids. The transcript has 3 exons. Gene Ontology annotation, biological process: DNA integration.